Contarinia nasturtii (swede midge) is the source of this 1534-nucleotide messenger RNA. Its product is annotated as senecionine N-oxygenase-like. Gene Ontology annotation, molecular function: flavin adenine dinucleotide binding; N,N-dimethylaniline monooxygenase activity; NADP binding. Lineage: Eukaryota; Metazoa; Arthropoda; Insecta; Diptera; Cecidomyiidae. The transcript has 7 exons. Bases 98 to 1534 code for a protein of 478 amino acids. The record is from RefSeq and is a predicted model, not a curated record.
AUUUUAAGUUGUAAUUCGAACAGAUUCAAAGUAUAACUCACUAUUUGUAACUAUUGAAUUGGAAAAUUAAAUAUAUUUUUUGUUUGGUACAAGUAGUAUGACUGUAAUUAAAAAGGAUGUGAUCUUCAGAACAAAAUGUAUCAUUGUGUUGACAUUGAUAUUUGAAAUACUUAUCGUGAGCUCACAUGAAUCACCUUCAUCGUCCAAAUCAUUGAAAAUAGCCGUCAUUGGAGCUGGACCAGCAGGUCUAACUAGUGCAAAAAACGCUCUCGAACAAGGCCAUAAUGUAGUGAUCUAUGAAAAAGGAGAGGCCAUUGGUGGAAUAUGGUUUUACACAGAUAAAACUGGAAAAGAUGAGUACGGUGUUGAUAUUCACACUGCAAUGUACCAAGGAGUCAGAACAAUCGUGCCUUAUCAAUUAAUGGAAUUUCCUGGACACACAUUUCCAAAUAGUACCCCCUCGUAUCCAUCACAUGAAGAUGUUUGGAAGUACUUGAACUCUUAUGCUGACCGAUUCAGUUUGAGAAAACAUAUAAAACUUCAUCAUUUGGUGGAGAAAGUGCAUUCGAUUGAAAACAAUAAAUGGAACAUAACUGUUAAAGUUUUGCCUAAUAAUGAUACUGAGUCUGUGAUUUAUGAUGCGGUUUUUGUUUGCAUUAAUAUUUAUUCUUCGCCAAAUUAUCCACAAAUUGAGAGAGCCCACGAAUUCAAAGGAAAUUUUUUGCACAGCCAUGAUUAUCGCAGAGCUGAAGUCUUUAGAGGUGCAGAUGUUCUAGUCAUUGGAAAUGGAGCCAGUGGAAACGAUAUUGUACUUCAACUAUCAAAGACUGCCAAUCGAGUAACGUGGAGCAGACAUAAGCUCAACAAACCAACAGAAGAUGAACGAAAAGAAUAUGGGAAAAAUGUCACAUUUCAAAAUAAUGUUAAAUUCUUAACAACAAAUGGAGCUGAGUUUUUGGAUGGCAUGCAGCAAAAUUUUACAGUUAUUAUAUAUGCUACAGGUUAUAACGCUUCGUUCUCAAUUUUGGAUGCCGACACUGGUAUUCACGUUCAUAACAAUUAUGUCCAACCACUUUAUAAGCAAAUUCUGAACAUAGAACAUCCAACAAUGGCUUUCAUCGGUCUAUUUGUGACAUUUAACCUGAUGGAUUUACAGGCACGUUUUGCGCUGAAAUUUAUUUUGGGGGCCAAGAAACUUCCAUCAAAAUCAGAAAUGUUGAAAGAUAUGCAAGAUUAUGCCGAAUCUCAACUAAAAAAGGGUCUUAAAGUCUAUCUAGUGUCCGCAGGCGAUCGCAAGGAGUACUAUGGGAAUUUGGCUCGAAUUGCAGAUAUUGCAAAAAUUUCGGAUGUUUACACAGAAAUUUUCAUCGAUUCACAGGAAAGUUGGCAAAAAGAUCCAUUUGGCUAUCGGAACGAUAAAUACACUAUAAUUGAUGAUGAAACAUUUAUAAAAGAAAGAGGAGCAAAUGGAAGUCUAAUGUCAUUUAUUCAAUUACACACAGUUAAGAGUCACAAAUUUACAUUCAUUCUUUGA